Messenger RNA from Gambusia affinis (western mosquitofish), 3873 nucleotides. It is a transcript of the gene gabra6b, whose product is annotated as gamma-aminobutyric acid type A receptor subunit alpha6b. The record is from RefSeq and is a predicted model, not a curated record. Bases 162 to 1559 code for a protein of 465 amino acids. Gene Ontology annotation, molecular function: GABA-gated chloride ion channel activity; inhibitory extracellular ligand-gated monoatomic ion channel activity; GABA-A receptor activity. Gene Ontology annotation, cellular component: dendrite membrane; neuron projection; postsynapse. Gene Ontology annotation, biological process: synaptic transmission, GABAergic; regulation of postsynaptic membrane potential; gamma-aminobutyric acid signaling pathway. The transcript is spliced from 10 exons. NCBI's taxonomy places the organism in Eukaryota, Metazoa, Chordata, Actinopteri, Cyprinodontiformes, Poeciliidae.
CUCUUUAGGCUUUUCCAGCUGAGCAAUUCAGGCUGAGGCGGGCGCAACCGCACUAGAGGGAAAGUCAAGUCGUGCUGGACUGGCGCGAUCUCCUCGCACUGUUUCCAAAUAAAAGGAAGGACUCAAAUCCACAAACAAUCAUGCUUCUAAAAUAAUGCAACAUGUCGAUCGGGUCUUUGCGAGGCAUGGCUUUCGUUUUAACGAGCUUGUUCCUGUUUUGUGCGAGUAGUGUUUGUGAGACGCAAAACAGUGAAACCAGUAUUUAUUUGGAUAAUAUCACGCGUAUAUUGGAUAGAUUACUGGAUGGCUAUGACAACAGGCUGCGACCUGGAUUUGGAGGUCCCGUCACGGAAGUCAAAACUGACAUCUUUGUCACCAGCUUUGGUCCAGUUUCAGAUGUAGAGAUGGAGUACACCAUGGAUGUGUUCUUUCGUCAAACAUGGAUUGAUGAGCGGCUCAAAUUCGAAGGCCCAAUUGAGAUCCUGCGGCUAAACAACCUUAUGGUCAGCAAAAUCUGGACCCCCGACACAUUUUUCCGGAAUGGCAAGAGGUCAAUCUCUCACAACAUGACCACUCCAAACAAGCUGUUCCGCAUCAUGCAAAACGGAACUAUCCUCUACACCAUGAGAUUAACUAUAAAUGCAGAAUGCCCAAUGCGCCUCAUGAACUUCCCAAUGGAUGGCCAUGCCUGCCCACUCAAAUUCGGGAGCUAUGCAUACCCCAUGAGUGAGAUUGUGUACACAUGGAAGAAAGGACCUUUAUCUUCUGUUGAAGUCCCACAGGAAUCAUCCAGCUUGUUGCAGUAUGAUCUUAUUGGCCAGACUGUAUCAAGCGAGAGGCUGAAGUCCAACACAGGUGAAUAUGUCAUAAUGACUGUCCACUUCCAUCUUCAAAGGAAAAUGGGAUUCUUCCUGAUUCAGACCUACAUUCCCUGCAUCAUGACUGUCAUUCUGGCACAAGUUUCCUUCUGGAUUAACAAGGAAUCAGUUCCAGCUCGGACUGUCUUUGGUAUCACCACUGUCCUGACCAUGACAACAUUAAGCAUCAGUGCACGGCACUCCCUCCCAAAAGUUUCAUAUGCCACCGCAAUGGAUUGGUUCAUUGCUGUGUGCUUUGCCUUCGUCUUCUCUGCCCUCAUUGAGUUUGCAGCUGUCAACUACUUUUCAACACUCCAAGCCAACCGAGAGCUACGAAAGGCAGCAGCCAUGAAGGCAGCCGCUCAAGAAGCAGCAGCAGCUGCAGCCGUGGUUCCAGCAGCAAGCACAGGGACAGAGGGAGACGUCGCAUCAGUGGAUGCCAACAGUGUCUUGAAGAAGAGGAUGAACUCUGCACCAGUUUUCGAUCGCCCUGCAAAAACUUUUCCAAACCCUCCUGUCAAUGCCCAGGCUUUCCUCCAGCAAGGCUCCGCGGUACCAGACAACAACGUUCUGACAGGCACCAGCAUCAUUGACAAAUACUCACGCAUCCUUUUUCCCCUUUCGUUUGGCGCCUUUAACCUGGUCUACUGGAUCGUUUAUCUCACCAAGGACACCAUGGAGAUGUCAAGGGAUACUGUCUAAGAUGAUGUCAUCCUGGAGAAUAGAAAUACCUGAACAAUCAACACACACACACACACACAUACCAAUGAUCUGUUUCUUCCCACAUUAAAAUAGGUAACAGACGCUUGCCAAGCACUCUUUUAUGCAGCCUCAGUGCAUUCUAUUUCCUUUUAAGUACUCUCAUGGAACAUAAGUCUUUGGAGAACAGAUGUACCAAUUCCAAUUGCCAACUUGACCAUGGAGCUCAAAGCCAUGUGGGGCCACAAGUACUGGAUCCAUAUCAAACAACAGCUACUCUCGCUUUUCUUUUUUUAUUUCAUUUGUCUCAUGUUAAGAGAAAAAAAAUUAUAUGUUAAAACAAUUUUAAUGUGCUCACCUGUCUUGUAUGCUUUGCCAAAGUUGAUGGGACAAGAAAUAACAUUAAAUAAAUUACACAGAAGAAGCAUAAACCAACCACAAAGGGUUUCUCUGUUGGAUGUAUUCAUUUAUUUUUUUUUUCUAUGUAAAAUAUCCAUGCACUUUUUUACAAGUGUUUUUCUUUCUUUAUAUAUAUAUAUAUAUAUAUAUAAAUCCCUUCCGUUAUGAUUAGAAGGAAACUGAUUGUAAGAAUGUACUUCUGCAACUGGCAAAAGCUUUUUUCUUACCACUUCUGUCAAGUCUUUGUUUUUUUUAUUCUCUCCCUUAACACUGUUUUCUGUUUGUUGGUUUAACAUCCCUCAGCUCAAAGACUAAGGAGGAUCCAAAGCAAAAUCUUCAAAGAGUUUCCAUGAUCUGUUUAGUAAUGAUUUUGGCAUGGCACAUUAUUGAGUGCAACUUGCACAUGCAAGUGGAAAACAUUUGCAUUCUUCAAAAGCACUAGGAGCUCUAAAACAUAUGAACAUUCAAAAAAGUAGGGUUUUUCCCACAUUUUCUUUUUCUUUAUAGUGCCUUGUAACAGCAUUUACACCACUUGACUAUUUUCACAUUAUGUCAUGUUGCAUCCACAAACUCUCAUGUGAUUGACAGUAAUGCAUAAAUGUGAGGCGAGACGAACACAAAAAAAAAAAAAAAAAAAAAGUUUUCAGUAGUUUUACAAGUAAGAAUCUGGCAACAGUAGCAUGUGUGUAUAUUAAUCCUCUUAAAUCAAUAUUUUGUAGAACCAUCUUUCACUGAAAUUACUGUUGCAAGACUUUUGGGGUACUUUACAAGCUUUGCAUAUGUAGUGAGUGAAAUGAUUUGUCAUUCUUUAAAAGGUAGUUUAGGUUUGCUGAGAUUGGUUGGGGAGAGACUGUAAAAAUAAGUAAAAUACACUUUGUUGAUAUUUACUUGUAAAAUAAUUUGAAACUCACUUUCCCAUAACAUCACAAUUUUGCAUUGCUUUGUUUUGUUUUUCAUUAAAAUAUGGAUUUGUUAAUAUGUGCAGGACAAAAUCUGAAAAAGUUGAAGGGGUCUGAAUAGUUUUGUAAGGUGCUGUAUAUCAUAUUUGUUACAUACAGAUAUACUUUACAGGCAUGUAUUAAUGUCUACAGUUGAACUUGAAUAGGUUAAUUUUUUUUACAUCUUCAGUAUUAUAAUCCUCCUUCUCUGUCAUAGCUUUAUUAUUUAUUGAACAAAUAACAGGUGUGAUUGUGAAUCUAAAAAGAUACAUUUCAGUCAAAAUCUGAAUUUUAUCUUAUAGAUCUGGGAGAAAAGUCUAAUCUUCAACCUUUAAUUAACACUUCUUUCUGUGAAUGUGUCACAGUGCAGUACUUGUCUUGCACUUUACAGUCUUUUUUAGGUCUCAUUAAAUCAUUCUUUAACACUCUAAUUGUUAUAAAGCUGCCAAAACGGGUCUUUGCCUUUGAGAAAAGAGAAAAGAAAAGAAAAGUUUAUCUAGUAAAGUUCAACUACCAUUUUCAUAGCUGCCAUCUCAUAUGCUAAGAAGCCUGGCAGCAACUCUUUCCUCACUAGGAUUUAUUGUUGCAUUUUAAUUAAAGUUAAUGGAUUCUUUCACUGGAUUCCAAUUAUUUCUCCAGAUGACAGCCAUUUCUUGGGAUUGUCAACGAAAGGACUGCAGAAAAUAAAACGUUAAAUGUAUCAUCAUCAUUUAUACAAAACAUAUUCAUUUCUAAUCCUUGCAUGGUUACGAAUACGAUUUUCCACAGCUUGCUUUUAAAAAAGAGGCUGACAUGAUAAAGCUAUGAGGAGUCUAAAAAUAAAUAUGGUGUGUUUACUUUGACUUUUCAUCUAUUAUCCAGAAAAAUGUUCUCAUUAAACAUGUCUCUUAUUAACAGGGGCACCCGUCAAAUGAAAAACAUUUUUUUUAAAAAACAAAAAAAAAAAAAAACAAAAAAAAACAAACAAGCAAAGCAAAGCA